Molecule: messenger RNA, 838 nt
Organism: Drosophila gunungcola (fruit fly)
Lineage: Eukaryota; Metazoa; Arthropoda; Insecta; Diptera; Drosophilidae
Exons: 2
Coding region: 1-630 (209 amino acids)
Source: RefSeq, a predicted model, not a curated record
AUGCGUCAUGGCUCAGAUCAAUGGAGCAUCAGUGCGAAAAUGGUCGGCUCACUGGAGACACGAAAACUUCUGGCCAUUUGGCUGGUGACCCUUGGAUUUUGCCUGGGAGGCUCGAAGGAUGCUGAUGCUGAUACGGAUGCCAAGUGGAUGGCCCCACUCAAACAGUAUGGAUACACGGCCAAGCAUCUGAAGAACAAGGUGGAGCACGGCGAUUUCACCACCUUCGAGCUGGGCACGCCCAACUACCAGAUCCUGAACCCCCAGGACGAACCGGAGUACAUCACUGCGGACCAGCCGCACUACCAGGAAAUGCUGAAACGAUUGACCAGUGCCCAAAGUGGCACGGAUACCAUCGAUGUGGAAAUGGCAGGUCGUGCGGACACCGUUCGAGUGGCUCCCGAUCAGUCGCAAUCGGAGAAGCCUUCUGGCAUCCCAGACGCUGACAAACCACAAGCCGAACUGGCACCUAAUCGCAAUGAUAAACUUAAGAAGCGCAGCUCUAUUCAAGGCGGACAUAACCGAAAGAAAGUCAUGGAGUAUCAAACAGCGGAUGAGCAAGGUUAUUUCCCGGAUAUUAAGGUCUAUACCGGGGCCAGACCUUUCCAAAGCCGCGUGGCCAAUCUUAAUUAAGCAUGGGUUCGGGCAAGGGCUGAGAUUCGCGUUGCUUGAUUUGACAUUCAUUUAUUGUUUUUUUUCUUAGUGAAAGCACACUUAGAUGAAUAAAUAGCAGGCGGUAGUUUGAACGAUUAUAAUUGUAUUAUUUUAUAUGUUUUUGGUUUCAGAAUAAGAUUUGGGCAUUGUUUGUAGAAUUUUAAGCUUAAAAAAAGCCAUAUAUAUC